Molecule: messenger RNA, 2397 nt
Organism: Phytophthora nicotianae INRA-310
Lineage: Eukaryota; Oomycota; Peronosporomycetes; Peronosporales; Peronosporaceae
Exons: 3
Coding region: 26-2227 (733 amino acids)
Biological process (GO): microtubule-based movement; mitotic spindle organization
Molecular function (GO): microtubule motor activity; ATP binding; microtubule binding
Source: RefSeq, a predicted model, not a curated record
UUUCGCUUUUGCCCCGUUGUUGAGAAUGGACGUCGACUCAACCAUAAAAACUGCGGGUCGAGCUGUGGAACGGGUGAAGGUAUUCUGUCGUGUGAGGCCUUUACUACAGCGUGAGCGCGAUGGAUGGAGCUACGAAGAGUACUGUCAACACUUUGGAGAGGACGGCCAACGUCUAGAUGCCAGUGACACUCAACAACUUGCCAGCGAUGCCGCGCCCGAGAGUCCUGAUGACGAUCCAGCAACAUUUAUCACUGAAAAAGGUCGCAAAAUCACUGGAUCAGUCACUCCUUCUGUCACUAUGCAGUCUGAUGGGCGUAGCGCCACGUUCCAAGCCCCUACUGCAGCCCACGGAGAAGCUCGAUUGUUUCAGUUUGACGGCACUCUCAACGAGACGUGCGACCAGCAAACAGUAUACGAACGUGUAGCUGCACCAAUUGUCGAGGACGUGAUGGCAGGGUACAACGGUACCAUCUUAGCAUACGGUCAAACUGCAACUGGUAAAACCCACACGAUGGUUGGGCCUGGAGACUUAGUGCAUGGAGACCAGCGUGGACUUAUCCCUCGCGCACUGGAAGACAUUUUCAUUUGCGCUGAAAAGACUCACUCACAAGCGAAAACGACAGUCGCAUUGAGUUACGUACAGAUCUACUGUGAGCGCAUCUUCGACUUGCUCGAGCCUGAAACUUCGUCCAGUAACAUCAUGGUCCGUGAAGACGCGGAUAGAGGCGUCUACAUUGACGGAGCUGCUGCAGUUUACGUAGCAAACGUUGAGGACUGUUUGGCUCUUAUGGAGCGUGGCAAUGCCAACCGUGCUGUCUCCAGUACCCAAAUGAACGCUCACUCCAGUCGUAGCCACGCUAUCCUCAUUCUCCGUGUCGAACGCAAAGAGUUUGCACCGCCAGCGUCAAACGAUGCACCGAGGAGUACAACACAACCAGUAAUCCGUUUAAGCAACCUGUAUCUCGUGGACCUUGCAGGCUCUGAACGUGUCAAGAAGGCGAGAGUGUACGGCCGACACAUUAGCGAGUUAAAGUCGAUCAACUUGAGUCUUUCGGCACUGGGUAACUGCAUCUCAGCUCUCAGUAAACAGUCUCAACAGAACCAAACGAGUUACCACGUACCGUAUCGGGACAGUAAAUUGACUCGCCUGCUGCAGUCCAGUCUGGGUGGCAAUGCUAAGACAGCCCUCGUAGUGACGGUAACUCCAGCAGUCACAGAAGCACCAGAGACGCUGCAGACGCUGCAGUUCGGGCAGCGUGCGAUGCAGGUCGCCGUUCGAGCUCAUCGUUCCGCCUUGUCUGUACUGGACUACCGUACUCUCUAUGAAGAGAUGCGUCAGGCUCUGGACGAAGAGCAGCAGCGUUCUCAACAAGCCGAAGCAGCAGCUAGCGACGAGAAGAACCGCGCUGCAGUAGCAGAGGACAAACUUACAAAGGCUUUAUUAAGGGUACAGCACUUGGAGUUCGAGCUUGAAGCAGCUCAAACGGCAACUAGACACUCUACAACAACUGGUGUAGAAGGAGACGAUGUGGAGCGUAUGAAGUUGGAACUCCAGCACCUAGUGACUCGACAUGCACAGGAUGUGGCCCAGGUCAAGGCUGCAUGCGACCGACAGAUAGAAACGUACAAAAGACUGGCCGACGAAGCCUCACAGGAGUGGCACGAAGUGGAAGGGGAAUUGGCAGGAGAGAAGACACAGGUGCUGCAUACGUUGCAAGAUCUUAAAGAAUUUAAGCUGCGGUACUUUCAACUGGAGGAAGACACUACGGAACGUAUCGCGGAGCUUGUCCAGGAGGAGCGCGAUCGUGAGAAAGAACGAGAUGCGGCGCUCGCUAGAGUUGCUGUAUUGGAGAAAGAACUCAAAGCGAUUCAUGAAAAGAUGGUGGAGGGUGAGUCACAGCGAGAGAAACUUCAGGACCAAAUCGACACAGAUUUUGUGCCUAAAGAAGCGAUCCAGCAGAUGGAGGCGUUAUACGAAGGAGCAAUCUCGAAGCUCCAAGCACGAGUCGGGUGUCUUGAGAGCAAGUCGCUUAAUCGGAGACCGAAAACACCCAGUAACAACUGCAACAACAACUCAGCUCCACAGCGUUCAGUACCAGAGGUCAGGAAACCGGGGAUAGCCAAUCGUGCGGUCCCCAAGAUCGGUCGUCUUGUACCAGGCGCUAGAAGUGGCUCGUCUUCGAGAUUUAACUCCGGUCCAAGUGUAUCGUCUAGGAUUCUGCAAUAAACAGCACAGUUUCGUUCGAAAUCGCUCGUUUCGAGCAUAUAUUGCCAGCAAAAAGCAACACAUCUUUGCAUAUUUUUAGAGACUACGGAAGGGGUUUUCCGGAUCGUCCAAGUCUUCCUCGGGAUCAAAAUCCUAGUUAUUUCAUAAACAUAAGUCAGUUUCCAGUCCUU